AUGGAGCCCAACGCCAUCCCCAGCGGCGACUCCUCCGCCCCCUUGGCCCCCGCGGCAGGCUCGUCCAAGCUGCCAGACCCUACCGAGCCAGACUUCAAGCUGUACCCUUAUUUUUCAGCCAACAAGCAACUCGAAGACUCUCCUCCAGACAGGAGGUUCCCAGCGCCCCCCGUUCGCAGGCCAAGGGGCAGCCUCACGCAGAGCCGCAAACCCACGAUGCUGCGCAUGGUGCUAGAGGCGCUGCAGGCGAGCGAACGGCGCCAAGGCACGUCAGUGAUGGCCAUCAAGCUCUACAUCCUGCGCAAGUAUCCGACUGUGCACAGCCUGCGCUUCAAGUACCUGCUCAAGCAGGCCCUGGCCACCGGCAUGAGUCGAGGCCUCCUCACCAGGCCCCUCCACUCCAAGGCCAAGGGCGCCACUGGCAGCUUCAAAUUGGUGUCCGAGCGCAAGAGAACACAACUCAGCAAGGCCAGGAAGGCCAGGAAGGGGAAGGCCGGAAAAGCGGGGAAGGCCAAGGAGCCAGUCUCCAAGAAACCUAGAGAGGCCAGACCAGGCCAGGUGGGACAGGCACACAAGAAGCCGGGUGCCGUGGGGAAGGUGCCUCCUAAGCCAGGUGCAGCCAAGAAGGUCCCCAAGAAAGGCAAAGAGGCCAAAGACACGGAGGUCAAACGGAGCCAGGCCAGGAAGGCUCCCAGGAAGUCAAACAAGGCCACACAGGCCUCUGCUGGUCCUAAGAACAAUGGGAAACCAAAGGUCAAAGGCCACAGGAAAAGUCAAGGUGUCUCAGAACCCCAGGGCUCUGGGCACAGGGUUAUGGUGCUCAGGAAGGAUGUGAAGACUGCUGAACGAGUGUUUCCCACAGGAAUCCCGCCUGCCCCUCCAGGAGAGGCCAAAGCUCCCAGGAAAACCAGUGCCGCCGACAGCAAGAGUUCUAAACCCACAGCCAGAAAGGUCAAAAACAGUGGUGUUGCUUCCCUGACUAAGAAGAAGACAGCAGCCAAGGCCCCUGAAGCAGCAGCAGCCUCAGGGGAUAAGGAGAGGCCCAAAGCCAAAGCCAGCACUUCCACUAAGGGCCAAGGGUCCAAGGCUGGAGGCCAGCAGGCCCCCCUCCGGCGCCAGUCCCCCUGCCUCCUCCGAGCCUCCUCUGGGGCAGUAAGCACUGCCUACUCCACCAACACCAUCCACCCGUCUGCCCGCUGCCAGGGACCCCUCUGGGGGCAGGAGGUGGAGCCGGGUGUUUCAGGUGGCUGA
Messenger RNA from Ochotona princeps (American pika), 1251 nucleotides. RefSeq names its product histone H1.8. Gene Ontology annotation, biological process: nucleosome assembly. Gene Ontology annotation, cellular component: nucleosome. The coding region runs from base 1 to 1251 and encodes 416 amino acids. The record is from RefSeq and is a predicted model, not a curated record. The transcript is spliced from 7 exons. Gene Ontology annotation, molecular function: DNA binding. NCBI's taxonomy places the organism in Eukaryota, Metazoa, Chordata, Mammalia, Lagomorpha, Ochotonidae.